Molecule: messenger RNA, 1480 nt
Organism: Gilbertella persicaria
Lineage: Eukaryota; Fungi; Mucoromycota; Mucoromycetes; Mucorales; Choanephoraceae
Product: guanine nucleotide-binding protein subunit beta-2-like 1
Exons: 3
Coding region: 220-1230 (336 amino acids)
Biological process (GO): positive regulation of protein phosphorylation; rescue of stalled cytosolic ribosome
Cellular component (GO): nucleus; cytosol
Molecular function (GO): translation regulator activity; ribosome binding; protein kinase C binding
Source: RefSeq, a predicted model, not a curated record
AGGAUGAAGAUGGUGCCAGAAACAAAGUGCACUCAAGAAACAGGAAGUCGUGAAUCCUUCUCUUUUCUUACUGACAACAUGGAUACUCUUACUCUCCGCGGAACACUCGAAGGUGUGUAAUAGAUAAACAGUUGUAUGCGUGUCUAUUGAGAUUUGAAUGCAUGGAUGGAUGGAUGGAUGGAUGGAUAGAUCAAUAGAAUUUUAUCAGCUUGGAUAUAAAUGACAAUUCAGAUUCUCAAUCGACGGGCAUACAACUUUUUGGGUUGUCGAGUAAUAGUAACUUACACUUCUUUUUUUUUCUGUGCGCCCAUAGGUCACGGUAACUGGGUCACUGCCAUUGCCACUACCUCUGAAGCCCCCGAUAUGGUCUUGUCUGCCUCUCGUGACAGAAGCAUCAUUGUCUGGAACCUUACCAGAGAUGAAUUGAACUACGGUGUCCCCCGUAAGUCUCUUGUUGGUCACUCUCACUUCAUCGAAGAUCUUGCUAUCUCUUCUGACGGUCAAUUUGCCUUGUCCGCCUCUUGGGAUCAAACUCUUCGUCUCUGGGACUUAAACAGCGGUACCACCACCCGUCGUUUCGUUGGCCACACCAACGAUGUCUUGUCUGUCUCUUUCUCUGCUGACAACCGUCAAAUCGUCUCUGGUUCUCGUGACAAGUCCAUCAAGUUGUGGAACACUCUCGGUGAAUGCAAGUACAACAUCACCGAAGAUGGUCACUCUGAAUGGGUCUCUUGUGUCCGUUUCUCUCCUAACCCUGCUAACCCUGUCAUCGUUUCUGGUGGUUGGGACAAGCUCGUCAAGGUCUGGGAUUUGGCCAAGCUCAAGCUCCGUACCAACUUCAUUGGUCACAACGGUUAUGUCAACACUGUCACCAUCUCUCCCGAUGGUUCUCUCUGUGCCUCUGCUGGUAAGGAUGGUGUUGUCAUGCUCUGGGAUUUGAACGAUGCCAAGCACUUGUACUCUCUUGAAGCUGGCUCCAACGUUCACGCCUUGACCUUCUCUCCUAACCGUUACUGGCUCUGUGCUGCCACUGCCAACGGUAUCAAGAUCUGGGACCUCGAAUCCAAGUCCAUUGUUGAUGAACUCCGUCCUGAAUUCCCUCAAUUGGGUAAGAGAAAGAACCCUGAUCCCGAAUGUUUGUCUGUCUGCUGGUCUGCCGAUGGUGCCACUCUCUUCUCUGGUUACACUGAUAACAUCAUUCGUGUCUGGCAAGUCACCCGUACUCUUUAAAUAUAUAAAAAAGAAGAGUGUUUUUAAAUAAAGGAAUUUUUUUUUUAUUAUUAUGAUGAUCAUUAUUAUACACGGCAACUGGUAAAAGCAGUAACCAUAAUAUCAGUAGCACCACAUUCAGUUAAUUUGUCUAAAAUUUCUCCUUUUUCCUUCUUGUUGACCAUAGCAGAAACAGCAACCCAACCUUCUCGAGAGACUAAGGAAGAGACAGUAGGACCCAAUCGACCAGGAGUGACCUUGGUGGUCAAAG